UCUCUCUAUUCGCGAUUUUCUCCUAAUUUCCAAUCGAUGCUUCCAAAGAGAACAAGUUGAAAUCGUUCGCGCUUCCCACAGCUUUGAAUAUUUACAGAAUGAAAAUGGCAAACGCAACAAGUUUAGUUGGUUCCACCUAUCUAGACUAAGGUAGCAAGCAGACUAAGGGAUUUCAUGGCAGGCGGUGGCCUGCAGUCUUUGGGUCGUGUGAAGCUCACUGAUUUGGUUCCUUCGGAAGGGUUACCAUCCGAUUCCUAUAAAAUAUCGGUUUCAAUUUUGUCGCAAUCUCUGGCUCAGUUUUCAGCCGUCAUUAUCCAGUUUCCGGCAAGUGAUGGGGCUCUUCUAAGAUCUGGUUUAGAAUCUGCCCGUCUCUAUUUCCAUCAAAGAGAAACGUUUCCACCUGCGGAUAUAAUCCAUACUAGUGAGUCUCGCGAGUGGUGCAAAACAUCUGGUUAUUAUGCAGAUCCUCAUUUGUGGCAUGAAACCUAUGAUUAUAGACCAGGCUUGACUCCUUCAGAGCCAAACAACUCAAUUGAGUUCCCUCCGGCAGGUUUGCCAGAUAUAUUUGCUUCAUUUGGAAAAGCAGCAAGGGAUAUUCUGGAUGCAAUUAGCUUCCAUUUGAAUUUGCGCAGCUCUCCAUUCGCAGAAAUACUGGAUAAUAUUCCCCUGAGAAAUCGGGAAAUUUCAUCUUCAGUCUUGUCUGUUUGCUGUCAUGCUAGGCCAUCAUUUCAGGGGCCGCAACAUCAUAAUAUAGCUACUCCGGAGGAUGGCCAUUUGAUUAUGUAUCCUGACCAUGAUCACCAAGUUGAUAAAAGCUUGAUAUCUCUUGUUAAGUCUGACAGGGCAGGUUUACAUGUAAGAGACUUUCAAGGUCGGUGGAUUCUUGUGGAUGGAGAUCUGGGCCCACAAGAAGCUAUUGUUUAUCCUGGGCUUGCUCUGUAUCAAGCAACUGCAGGAUAUGUAAGCCCUGCAUUGCACAAAACUGAGAUUAAUAUGGAGGCUAAUAUGUAUGGACGGUGUUCUUUAGCCUUCAAACUUUUGCCUAAAUCAAUGACCAGUCUUGAUUGUUCAGAAAUGAGAGCGGCAGGUUAUGGAAUCGAAGCUCAAUUCCAGCUUCCUGUUCCAGUAGAUGAUUUUAUGCAAAGAUCCCAUCCAACUGAUCAUCUCUUUAACAGGCCCGGUUUCCAGUGCUUCAAUUUCCAACCAACACAUGAUGGAUCUAUGAAGACCUUGACGCGGAGGAGGAAGCAAAAUCCUAAAAGCAAACCUCUGCCUCCUUCCAAGAGGUUAAGGCUUGAGGCGCAGAGAGUUUUGAAAGAAAGGGUCCAGGAUAUUGCAGAUAAGAAAGGCAUCAAGCUGCGGUUUUGUAAUCUCAAGGAAUGUGAAAGUCACAUUCACACCCUAGAUAGCCCAUGUGCAAAUAUACGAAUGGAGAUUGGAUGGCCACCUGGAGUUCCAUUUGUCCACCCCCAUGAUUUACCUAAUAAGGCAAAGCUCGGUUUUCUUGAGGCUUAUGAACCUGGUUGGACAGAAGCCCAUCAAAACUCAGACAGGCUAGUCAACCCUCGGCUAACUUUAACUGAAUCAGUCCCCCUGAUUUCCAACACAUGGCCAAUAUAUGAUCAGGUUGUGAAGGUCUUGUAAGGAUACGCCUACAGUUCUCAGUGGGUAUUUGUGGCUAGGUUUUUGGAAUUUUAUGCCUGCUCUGUAUAUUUUGCCAUCAUGCAGCUUUUGAAGCAGAUGAAAGAAAGACAUGCUGCAUUGAAUUCCCUAGAUAUGUUAUUAUAGAUCUUUUAAGAAUCUUUAAGGAUUAUGAGACGCCAAUCCAAUCAAAAUGAAGGGUAGGCUUAGCUGGACUUGCAUACUCAAACUGAUGGAGGUCUUGCUGUCCAGUCUCUACUAUAUAUAAAAUGAAGAGAAGACAACAGGUUACAAAUUAAUAGAAUAACUAUGAGAUAAUGAGCCUCUCUUAUUCGGUCGUGAAUAUGCAUGAAUCAUCCAUUUCUACCUGGAGGAAUGCAGUGACUUUUAACAGGUCUGAAACAAGUUUAGUUCUAACAUUUUGUACUCGAGUUAUGUCAAGCUGAAAGAAAGUAAUUCAACCAGUGUGAACUCGAUAACUCUGUGGUGAGUUAGCAUUGCAGCUUUCCUUGUUAGUUUAGUUUCUUUUCAUUAUAAAGCUGUAAUUUGUCACAAUGCUAUGUAAAGCUGUAGCUUGAUAUGUUUACUUAUGCUGUUGAAUUAUAAUUG
Messenger RNA from Gastrolobium bilobum, 2250 nucleotides. RefSeq lists its product as uncharacterized. Bases 175 to 1644 code for a protein of 489 amino acids. The transcript is spliced from 4 exons. NCBI's taxonomy places the organism in Eukaryota, Viridiplantae, Streptophyta, Magnoliopsida, Fabales, Fabaceae. The record is from RefSeq and is a predicted model, not a curated record.